AUGGCACCCACGAUCUUCGUCACUGCUGCCACCGGCACCAUCGGAAACGCCGUAGCCCACGACCUCAUCAAGGCCGGCUGUGCCGUCAACACCACGACCCGCAACCCGGAGUCCCAAGCCGCAAAGGGCCUUGCCACCGCCGGAGUGAACGUGUUGACUGGCGACUGGGAUAACGAAGAGGUCCUGAAGCAAGCCAUGCUCGGUUGCGACGGGCUCUUCAUGAACCUAAUGCCCGACUUGGCGGACCUAACCUCGGACCUCAAGCAGGGCAGGAGGAUCCUCGCCAUCGCGAAGGCCGCCGGGGUCAAGCACGCCAUCUACUCGACCUCCGUGGGUGCCAACUAUCAGGGGACCCUGCCAUACUCGAGUCCUGGCGGUCUCUUCUCGACGCUCCUGAACACCAAGAAGACUCUUGAGGGUGAGGUCCGCAAUGCGGGAUUUGACAGCUAUACCAUUUUUCGACCAGGCGGGUUCAUGGCAAACUGGGUAGUGCCCAAGGUCGACUUCAUAUUCGCCGGUUUUGCCAAAACGGGCAUCAACACAACGGGCAUGAAGCCCGACAGCCUCCUGAGCUCGAUCGACGAGCACGAUGUCGCGGCGUUCGCCAUCGCCGCAUUCAAGGACCCGGCCCGGUUCGACAAGCAGGAGAUCGAGCUGUCGUCGGAGCUGCAGACGGUUGAGGAGGUGCUUCGGGAGCUGUCGGAGGCGACGGGCCGCGAGCUGAAGGCGGUGUACCUGACGGACGAGGAGAUUGCGGCCAGGGUCGGCAAGGAUCUGAUGCUGGAGUCCCAACUCAAUGCGAAUGCCAUGGUCAAGCUGAUCGAUAUGGCUAAGGUGAAGAAGUGGGGUAUUCCGCUUACCAGCUUCAAGCAGUGGCUCGAGAGGGAGAAGAACCAGGUCGAGAAGACGUACAAUCAUAAAUAG
Molecule: messenger RNA, 924 nt
Organism: Anthostomella pinea
Lineage: Eukaryota; Fungi; Ascomycota; Sordariomycetes; Xylariales; Xylariaceae
Source: the annotation of a GenBank genome assembly